This is a messenger RNA of Lobosporangium transversale, 1065 nucleotides long. RefSeq lists its product as hypothetical. Lineage: Eukaryota; Fungi; Mortierellomycota; Mortierellomycetes; Mortierellales; Mortierellaceae. The record is from RefSeq and is a predicted model, not a curated record. The transcript has 5 exons. The coding region runs from base 1 to 1065 and encodes 354 amino acids.
AUGAACAAAUUUGCAGAGGAUUUCCAAUUACUCUGUCAACCAGUGUUCCUAACCGAUUCGAAUAAGCCUUAUCCUGGAAUGAUUCGAAUGACGCGAAUGGAUCGAAUGGAUCAAUUUAAGAUUAUCAUUUCCUAUUGUGCCAAUGGUUCGAAUGAAUCGAAUAGUAUUCGAAUUUUGAUAUCUAUUCGAAUGGUUCGAAUAGGAGCACUGCUGUCAACAGAUCCGUUGCAUUCGUUUGUCAUAUUCAAAAGGAUAGAAUGGAGUUUCAUUCCAGAAGGUGAUUUGAAGGAGUUCCAGGAUCUUCUCGAGCAAUCUGAGGGAAAGCGUGGUACAUAUUCUUUAAAAACAUGGGAAGCAAAUGUAAUUUUGCGAUUCAAAGUCUAUGAAGCACAUAACAAUGCGCUUCCAAUGAAUGAGUCUGAAUCGUGGUAUGUGAAGAACAUUUGGAACAUCUUGCUAGACUUGACUCAUAGUACAUUUGUGAAGAAAGGCAGAUUCUAUAUUUCUUUCGAAUCGACAUCCAUUCAAAUUGGCGUUGUGAAGAUAGGUAGGUUGGACAAAGGAGAAAACUCUACCAAGUCCUUAAAAGAUGGCAGGAAGAUAUGUAAAUUCCUGAAAGGCAUGUCUGAUCUGAUUUGUAGCAGGCACCGCGACGCUCGAAGUGUAAGAGAUGGGUUAGUAUUGCACGGCAUUAUAUUGUCAGGCCUGAGCAUUACUUUUUUACUAUUUGUAUAUGUUGGGGGACAGUUUCAUAGAUUAUUUACUCAUGAAGAGAAAGCUCUGACAGAGUCAUGGAGCUAUUCCAAUACUAUGAGUAUCAUCAGGGCAUUCGUUCUUCUUGGAAAGCGACUGAAGGACACAGAAAAAUAUAUUUAUGAAAGCACUUCUACCACUGAAAAUAACAUUGAGGCUGAGUUACACGGCGCCUCAGUACCUGUAUCGAAGGGAUCAAGUAUAUCUACCGAGUUUCCUCCAACAAUAACAACACCUUAUAACAGUCCACCAUCCUCUCUAUUGUUAAAAAGAUCUCGCGCUAGUAAUCAGGCAUUUACGGAGCAGUCAUAA